Molecule: messenger RNA, 204 nt
Organism: Aspergillus clavatus NRRL 1
Lineage: Eukaryota; Fungi; Ascomycota; Eurotiomycetes; Eurotiales; Aspergillaceae
Exons: 1
Coding region: 1-204 (67 amino acids)
Source: RefSeq, a predicted model, not a curated record
AUGAUUCGUUCGCGUGAUGACGAAUCUUCAAACCCUGCCGGCUCCGAUACCAUGCCGGCACUCUCAACUGACACCGGAAGCUCCAACAACGUCACGCCAAUCAUCAUCGGAGUGGUUGUGGGUGGCGUUGCAGCCAUUGCCAGUAAGACUCCUAUCGAGCGGUUAAAUUUCCCAAAAGAUGUCCUGGUACUGACGCAAGUGUGA